Patiria miniata (bat star) is the source of this 1096-nucleotide messenger RNA. RefSeq names its product transmembrane protein 41A-like (gene tmem41a). The coding region runs from base 66 to 821 and encodes 251 amino acids. The record is from RefSeq and is a predicted model, not a curated record. The transcript has 5 exons. Lineage: Eukaryota; Metazoa; Echinodermata; Asteroidea; Valvatida; Asterinidae.
GACUGUGUGUAGAUCGUUGUCGCGUGUAAUUCUUUUUUUUCAAGUAAAUUUUGGAAGUUAUAGAAAUGGCGGUCUGGACUGCUUUCUUCACCGUUGGGUUGGCUUUCUCAUCAGCUACCUUUUGGUUAUAUCUUUUGUCAAUUAAUUUACCGUCCUUGCCAGAAAACCCGCAAUUGCGCAAUGAAAGUGUCGAGCUGAGAUUUCCCACCAAUCUUGAAGACCUGACCGAUUUAGCAGAGGUUCUUCAAGACUACAAGGCCAAUCACUAUGGCUACGUCAUGCUGCUCUUCUGUAGUGCGUAUCUCUACAAGCAAACGUUUGCUAUCCCAGGGUCUGUGUUUAUGAAUCUAUUAGGUGGAGCCUUAUUCGGUAUCUGGUAUGCCUUCCCCCUGUGUUGCCUUCUGACUGCCAUUGGUGCCUCUUUCUGCUACCUCUUGUCACACGUCUGUGGCCGGGCGGUGGUCAUGAAAUACUUCUCCAGGAGAAUACAGCCGUUACAGAAAAAGGUAGAGGAUAACCUGGACAGCCUCUUCUUCUUCUUGCUCUUCUUGAGACUGUUUCCGAUGUCUCCCAACUGGUUUCUCAACAUCAGCUCACCCAUCAUUGGUGUUCCGCUACUCCAGUUCUUCUUAUCAGUAUUAAUAGGUUUAAUGCCUUACAACUUCAUCUGCAUCCAGACCGGGAGUAUCCUAUCCUCGGUGACCUCUCUCAGCGAGAUCAUUACCACGGACGUCAUGCUGCGACUAGCGGGCACGGCUGCGGUGGCGCUGUUGCCUGGCCUUGCCUUCAGGAAGUACAAAAGACGCGUCAAGUCCGACUAACAGUGACUGGAGUGCUUAUACCAGCAGGGUGCAUGUCGGCAUUCCUAACCCUAAACUAAGUAUUUUUGUAAGGAACCUUCCUGGGCCAUCCUGUGCAGGGACCAAAUGACACUUUCUUUGUACUUAACUUCAAAGGGGCAUUAAGUACCAUGUAUAUGUAGUAAGUUAUAGACCUUUCUUUCAUUUGACAUUGAGCACCAUUUUGAGGGCACAUGUGGUCUAGCGGUAGAGCACAGGCCUCAUGAUUGUGAGAUUGUGGGUUCGAGCCCUGCCGU